AUGGAUUCCAACAAUCAACUCUCCAUUUUUGGUCCUUCCUCAUCAUUGGCUAUCGAAGCCUUUAACAAACGUCGCGCCAACCAGCAAGCAGAACGCGAGGAGUGCGAAUCUUCAGAGGAACUCCCUCACAAAGCCAAGUCGGAAAUCCUGAGAGUACCUGCCGCUGAACUCGAUCCAUCGGCUAAGCCCAGCUUGAUCGUGAAGUUCAACAUCAACUUCAAACCCAAAGUCGAAUGGAAGAAGAUCCCCAACGAGAUACAAUUCUCAAUUCUCAAGUUCACAUUCCCUGGCCAGAGAAUGUUCGACUUGAAUCUUCAGCCCUGCGUUUUGAUCGAUCCAAGUUUUGCUGUCCGCAGCGAAAUCGAUGAUCAGACGACCGAAGAGCGAAACCUAAACUCUGCUGCACAUGCUGCAGCUAACGGUCAGGGUAGAGUCCGAGCUAAACCUCCAAUAGCACUAUCUAUUAGUAUAGCAACCCGAGAAUAUGCGCUAGAGACAUUUAAGCUUUUGAAACAACCUUUAGCAUAUCGUCCCGAAGUCUUGCCCAGACCAAUCGGCCACGCGUAUUUUGAUCCUAAAGUCGAUAUUCUGCAUUGUAAACCAAAGAUGGAAUACGUACACCUAAACAAAAUAAGGGCACCGACGGUUAGCUCAUUCAAAGAUAAGCGACUGAUCCAGCGUAUCGCCAUUUCGAAUGAAUACUUCUCAACUCUCAACUACACUACUGGACCUCGACCAGUUUUGUUGAACUAUAAAUCACUCAAAGAGAUUAUCGUGAUUGUUCGGCAUUUAUAUUGCUGUAUUCAUGGCAAUGAAGCUCGCACUGUGCUCAUGAGACGAGUAAGCCAGCACCCGAAGGAAUACUAUAUUGAGAAAUUCAAGACGUUGGUGGAAGGAAAGUGGGCGGUUGCUAUGGCCCAGUCUUGGGGGAGGUUUCCGGAGGUGAGGUAUGCGGGAUAUUGUAAUUGCGAUCUUAGACUGCCCAGGAGGAUAGGGAGUGGAGGUGGGCGUUAG
Messenger RNA from Botrytis porri, 1014 nucleotides. RefSeq lists its product as uncharacterized. The transcript has a single exon. The record is from RefSeq and is a predicted model, not a curated record. The coding region runs from base 1 to 1014 and encodes 337 amino acids. NCBI's taxonomy places the organism in Eukaryota, Fungi, Ascomycota, Leotiomycetes, Helotiales, Sclerotiniaceae.